AUGGUAAGGGGAGAUCCAACAUUGGUCAGAGGACAAGCUGUGAUGAAAUACUCUGGUAUAUUUCUGUGUAUCCUUGGUGUAGCGUGGGGUCAGGACUCUCUGUGUGACGACAUAGACAUGGAUGUAUGUCGAACAUUCAAUCUUCACGUCAACAUAUGUGCGGAUCCGUGUCUUUCUAAACUCUGUCCUAGGACCUGCGACAAGUGUCCUAGAAAGUGCUACAGUUGUAACGAUGUUUCCUCGUUGGAUAGGUGUAAUACAACACGUAUAUGUCCGGACCGUACCUAUAAAUGCUUAGUACAUGAAGGAAUAGCCUCGGACUUCUCGAUUACCUACCAGCUUGGAUGUGCCACAGAUCUAGUGUGUUCUAGUUUAUUUGGUGAUGGAAGUGUAUUAGGCAGAAAGAGAAGGGGUAUAAAUGGAGAAUGCUGUAAUACUGACCUGUGCAACAAGCAUGAUCCAACUAAAAAGAGGCAGAUAGUCAUCAGUUUAAUAACUACCACAGAAGCCAGUACAACAAACCUGACUGAUUUAACCACUGUAUCUACCACGGCCAUACCAACGAUUGGUUCUCCAUCCCCAACAUUACCCCCAAUCAAUACACAAACAACUUGUGCUGAUAUCGACACGGCUGCCUGUCAAAAACUUGCUUUUCUGAAGAGGGACAUGUGUAAUGAUGACUGUUUGGUCCAAGCCUGUCCACGCACCUGUGGGAAAUGCCCUGAGUGUUAUUCCUGCAUUUUUACGGAAGCUCCAGAAAACUGUACAGAUAGAACAAUCUGCUUACAGGGUGAGAAAUGUUAUGUAGUGGAAGAGUACUUGGAUAGUGGGAAACAUGGAUACCGUGCUGGAUGUCUUCAAGAGAAUGUGUGUUCAAAGUUCCAUUUAAACGCUGGCAAUGUCUUUGGACGAAGAAGCGACUACUUAACUCUGAUUUUAGCUGGAGAUUGCUGCAAUGGAGACUUAUGUAAUCACCACACCAUUACCCACACUACGACAACCACAACAUCAACCACACACGCGCCAUCACAAACUCAAUCUACCACCGCCCCUCCAGACGGAUGUAUGUAUUUACCGGGACAUCACUGCCCUACUGGUUUUAGUCUUGUGGGUGGAAAAUGUCUUUUGAUAGGGUCACAAUUGUCAACAUACGACAGUGCAAAGAUCUCGUGCAAGUAUCAUUGCUCAAGUCUGAUGGAAAAUAUAUCAGACCGUGACGUAGACAGCAUCCGUAUAUUGAUGGAUAGCAUGUUUUGGGGCGUAGUCAUCCAGUUUAUUGGAAUAUGGUCCCAGCAGCUCUGUGACGAUGUGGAUGAUCAAGUGUGUCAAGGCUUUGCUGCCAAUAUCAACAUCUGUAGUGAUCCCUGCUUAUCAAAACUCUGUCCAAGAACAUGCAAUCUUUGUCCACUCAAAUGUUACCAUUGUGAUGGAGUUUCCUCGCCUUCAAUGUGCAACACCACCAUGAUUUGUACAGACAAAUCUUACUCCUGUAUCGUAACUGAGUCAUUAGGAGCCGAUUUCUCCAUCAAUUACAGACAAGGCUGCGCCAGUUCAGAUGUCUGUACACGACUUUUUGGAUCUGGAACACCGACACUCAUUGGACGUAGGUCAAACCUUGAGGGUGAAUGUUGUGAUAGCGACCUUUGUAACAGAAAUCGUCCCGUAGGUAAAAGACAGGUAGACUUCUUUCCUACGACAACCACAAUGCGUCCGAGAACGACAACACCUACGUUUGGAACAACCACACCCCCAAUGAUGACCACAAUGCGUCCACGAACGACAACUCCUACGUUUGCAACUCAAACAACAACGCCUCCUAUGACGUCAACACCACCAAUGAUGACGACUUCCCAACAACCUAAUUUAUCCUCUAAGUGUGAUGAUAUCGAUCAUGCAUCUUGCCAGCGUCUCGCCACGAUCAAACGAAACAUGUGUACCGAUGACUGUAUGGUACAAGCCUGCCCCAGAACAUGUGGAAAAUGCGCCGAAUGUUACUCGUGUCAACAUGUCUCAAGUCCUGCUAACUGCACAAACCAUGCUGUUUGUGAACCAGGGGAGAAAUGCUACGUCCUGAAAACAUUGAGCUUUAGCGGUGAGCAAGGAUAUAAAAUGGGAUGCAUGCUUGACAGUGUAUGCAAGCAGUUUAACACUCAGGCUGGGAAUGUGUUUGGUAAGAGGAAUGAUCCUGUUGAGCUCUCUGUUGAUGGUGAUUGUUGCACAGGGGAUCUUUGUAACCACGUGGCACUAACACAUGGAUCAACAUUCACCACCAAGGCACCACCAACUGGAGCUGGGUGCCGGUACACAGCUGCCAAUCACCAUUGUCCUACAAAUUUUCACUUGGUGGAUGGAAAAUGUAUGAUGGUUGGACCAAUCCAAAUGUCAUAUGCUAAAGCCGAGGCCUACUGCCAUAGUCAUUGCUCCAUUUUGAUGGAAAAUUUCUCAGGAAAGGAAGCACGUGCUAUAUCGUAUUUCGUUCAAACACAGUUACGUGGUCGAUCAAAUUAUGUAUAUAUUGGAGCCCAGGAUGCUGACCAUGAUGGGGAUUACAACUGGAACCUAGCGGGAACUGUAGUAGCUCACUCUUCGACCCCCGUGAGUGGACAUUACUGUCUGACUUACUCUGCAUCAACAAGAGGAGUACAUCCGGUCUCGUGUUCGUCACUUCACUACUUCCUCUGUCAAGCACAAAUGAAAUAAA
Messenger RNA from Saccostrea echinata, 2701 nucleotides. RefSeq lists its product as uncharacterized. NCBI's taxonomy places the organism in Eukaryota, Metazoa, Mollusca, Bivalvia, Ostreida, Ostreidae. Bases 1 to 2700 code for a protein of 899 amino acids. The record is from RefSeq and is a predicted model, not a curated record. The transcript has 22 exons.